AUGAAGACAUUCAUUGCCGUUCAGCUUUCCAUCCUUUGGAUCACACUUAGAUAUUCCUACGCUGUGAGUCCCAUAGACUGCAAUGCUACUGAGCCCCUGGCUGGGAAAGCUCUAGACCUAAUCAGUAAAGGACAUUCAAAUGGCUACCUUUUUCAGUUGCUGCGGGUCGCUGAUGCCCAGUUGGACAAAGCAGAAUCCACAGAUGUCUACAAUUUUGUCUUAGAAGUGAAAGAAUCCGACUGCCCAGUCCAAUCCAGGAAACACUGGGAUGACUGUGAGCCAAAUAUUUCUAGAUAUCCACCUGAUAUUAUGAUUGAACAGUGUAAUGCAAUAGCUACAACACAUUUGAGUGAAUUUCAGGAUCUUAGAGUGAAUGACUUCAAUUGCACCACAAGCUCUGUCUUUUCUGCAUUGGCCAAAACUGAAGACAGCCCCGUACUCUUGGAUUUCUUUGAGGAGACUGAGGCCUACAGAAAACAAGCAGACAAAGUCCUUGAGAUGUACAAAAAGGAGAAUGGUGACUUUGCCUCUCUCAGAGUGGACCAAGGGGAGAGAGUUGGCAGAGGCAUGAGUUUCCACUAA
Myotis lucifugus (little brown bat) is the source of this 582-nucleotide messenger RNA. Its product is annotated as histidine-rich glycoprotein-like. Lineage: Eukaryota; Metazoa; Chordata; Mammalia; Chiroptera; Vespertilionidae. Gene Ontology annotation, cellular component: blood microparticle; endolysosome; extracellular region. The transcript is spliced from 4 exons. Gene Ontology annotation, biological process: regulation of platelet activation; negative regulation of endopeptidase activity; negative regulation of fibrinolysis. The record is from RefSeq and is a predicted model, not a curated record. Gene Ontology annotation, molecular function: zinc ion binding; heparin binding; serine-type endopeptidase inhibitor activity. Bases 1 to 582 code for a protein of 193 amino acids.